AUGGCGGAGGCGGCGGCGGCGGCGGGGCCGUGCUGCAUCUCGCACGUGUUCGAGCGCGCCGCUCGCCGGGAACCCGGCCGCCUCGCCGUUAUCCACGCGGCGGCCUCAGGCAGCGACGGCGAGGAGCGCCGCUUCACCUGCGGCGACCUCCUCGCCGUCGUCGGCUCCCUCUCCCACCGCAUCGCCGCCGCGCUCGGCGGCACCCCCACCGACACCCGCCACGACCGCGAGCAUGGCCCAGGGUUUCGGGCCGCCGGCGCCGUGGUGCCGAGGAUUGUCGGGGUGUACGCCUCGCCGUCGGUGGAGUACGUCGCCGCCGUCCUCGCGGUGCUCAGGUGCGGCGCGGCGUUCCUCCCGCUGGACCCGUCGUGGCCGGAGGAGAGGGUCUUGUCGGCCGUCUCGGCGUCCAACGCUGCCCUCGUCGUGUCAUCAGUUGGUUCGCGAGGAGCCACGCUGUUUGAGAGCAGCGCCUGCCGUGUGCUGCACUUGGACGGUGGCAUCCGGCGGUGGUUUCAGGAUGAAAACGGUGGGGAUGCCGGGGAGGACCUUGCCUGGCCGUGCGAGCGCGAGUGGCGCCGGAAGUUCUGCUACGUGAUGUUCACCUCUGGUUCUACCGGAAAACCGAAGGGUGUUUGCGGCACCGAGAAAGGUCUUCUGAAUCGCUUUUUGUGGAUGCAAAGAAGGAAUCCUUUGUGUUCAGAUGAUGUGUUGUUGUUUAAGACAUCGGUCAGCUUUGUUGACCAUCUACAGGAGUUCCUUUCUGCGGUGUUGACUUGCACACCACUUGUCAUUCCUCCUCCCAGUGAGUGGAGAGCUAAUCCAGCAUCCUUGGCCAACUUGAUUAAGGUUUACCGGAUAUCAAGGAUGACUUUGGUUCCAUCACUUAUGGAGAUAAUACUACCUACCCUGGCGGAAAAAAUUUCUGAUGGCUGUAACCCACUUAAGAUCCUACUAUUUAGUGGGGAAGUUCUGUCUGUAUCACUGUGGAAGAGAGUCUAUGAAGUUCUGCCAGAGGCUACUAUCAUAAAUCUGUAUGGAACAACAGAGGUUUCUGGUGACUGUGCAUUCUUUGAUUGCAAAGAUUUGCCUACAAUUUUGGAGCGAGAAAAACUAAACAGUAUACCAAUUGGAUUUCCUAUCUCAAAUUGUGAGGUUUCUCUUGUCACAGACGAUGGACUAGCAGAUGAAGGUGAAAUCUCUGUCAGUGGAGCAUGCUUGUUUACUGGAUAUUUAGCUGAUCCCAUGACAAGUAACUGCCCUGAAGGCAGUGAAAUUUUGGCAUACUACAGAACAGGUGACUUUGCCCGACGCAUAAAGACAGGCGAACUUAUUUUCCUUGGGAGAAAGGACCGUAUUGUUAAAAUUUAUGGGCAGCGUUUCUCACUGGAGGAGGUAGAAUCCACAUUGAGGGAACAUCCUGAUGUCAGUGACGCUGCUGUUACUUUUCAAAAUAAUGGAUCUCUGGAUUUUAAGGCAUACGUGGUGCUGAAGAGUAAUGAUCAACUUCCGAAAUAUACUCAGGGUUACAGUGGAUUAAAUUCUUCCCAAGAUAUCAUCGCACCACUUCGAAAUUGGCUCAUCGUGAAGCUUCCACUAGCUAUGGUCCCAAGGCUUUUUAUCCCCAUGAAAUCAUUACCUUUGACUUCGUCAGGAAAGAUUGACUAUGUCAAGUUAUCUAGCUUGGAUUGUGCAUUGGAGCCUUGUGAAAUUGAGCCAGAAAGCAGUCCAGUUGAUCCUCUUAUGCAAGUUAUCAAAAGGGCAUUUUCUGAUGCCCUACUGGUUGAUGAAGUUUCUGAGUAUGAUGAUUUCUUCACCUUGGGUGGUAACUCAAUUACUGCAGCUCAUGUGGCCCACAAAUUGGAGAUUGACAUGAGAUUACUUUAUAUUUAUACCACCCCUUCUAAACUUUUUCAUGCUUUACUUGGGGAGCGCAGUCAUGUAGUUCCUCCAACUCCUGAGUUUCACAACAGAAAGAGGUUGAGAAAAUCUGCAAGCAUAUCAAAUUCCUUUGAUCCAGUUUCUGAGUAUUUGGACAAUAACUUUCAUGGCCAAGGGCAGAUAAGUAAAGAGGGUGCAUACGAUCACUUUGCAGGGAAUCAUAUAAAUGAAACAGAUGGCCAGCUUAGCAAAAGUAUGACUUACGGUACGUACCAAGCAAAAAACCUGUGCCCAGAUACAUGCUCAAAUGAUGAAAUUUCCAGUGGCAGUCCAUGGAUACUAAAUUUUCACCUACAAAAGGUGUGGUCUAUUGGCCAUUGCAAUAGAUUUAUGCAUGGUUAUGAAGGGAUGCUUCAACUUGAAGAUAUUUGCUCAUAUGUUCCAUACAACAAAAAGGGUUGCCUCAUGAAACUUUGGAGCAUUCUUCUGGAUUCAUGUGUUGAUGCCUCACCUUUGCUUGUCAUAAGCAAUGGGAUGAUGACCAUCUUUAUUGGUUCUCAUUCAUAUUUGUUUCUUUGCAUUGAUGGUUAUAGUGGUUCAGUGAGGUGGAGUGUCAAAUUGGAAGGUCGUAUUGAGUGUUCUGCCACUAUAACUGGUGAUUUCUCGGAGGUUGUUGUUGGAUGCUAUAAAGGGAAAAUUUACUUCCUUGAUAUAGCUACAGGGAAACUAUCCUGGACCUUUCAAACUGACGGGGAGGUAAAAAUGCAACCAGUUGUGGACAAGAUGAGGAACUUAAUAUGGUGUGGCUCUUAUGACCAUUACUUGUAUGCAUUAAAUUACAAAGAUCACUGCUGCACCUACAAAAUUUCUUGUGGUGGAAGCAUUUAUGGUUCUCCUGCUAUUGACAUGGCACAAAACAUAAUCUAUGUCGCAUCUACAAGUGGCCUUGUGACUGCAGUAUUAUUUAAGGAACCAUCCUUCAGAGUUCUUUGGCAAUACGAAGCUGGUGCACCAAUUUUUGGUUCUCUCGCCAUAGAUUAUCAAAGUGGAAAAGUUAUUUGUUGCUUAGUGAAUGGCCUAGUUAUGGCAUUGAACUCACAAGGCUCUGUUGUUUGGAAGGCAACUGUUGGUGGUCCUAUUUUUGCUGGUGCAUGUUUGUCACCCACCCUCCCUCAUCAGGUGCUUAUACCUUCCCGUGAUGGCAAUUUAUACUCUUUCGAUACUGUUUCUGGCGCCCUUCUUUGGGUAUACAAGGCUGGGGAUCCAAUUACUGCAUCCGCUUUUGUUGAUGAGCUGUUAACAUCAGAGUCAUCUGGACCAUCUGAGAGAUUUGCUUGUAUCUGCACGAGUUCCGGGAAGGUCCAUGUCAUCGGGAUUAGAGCUGAUGCUAGGUACAAUCAGGAGCAAGCUGGUGAAGGUGUUAAAUCUGAGGAGUUGGUCCAAGGAGUGGCGUCCAUUGAUCUUCCAGGGGACAUAUUUUCUUCUCCCUUGAUGGUCGGUGGACGCAUAUUUGUUGGAUGCAGAGAUGAUCGGUUACAUUGUCUCACCAUCACCACAUAG
Molecule: messenger RNA, 3438 nt
Organism: Miscanthus lutarioriparius
Lineage: Eukaryota; Viridiplantae; Streptophyta; Magnoliopsida; Poales; Poaceae
Source: the annotation of a GenBank genome assembly